AGUGGACGGCUAGAUGUGGGACCCAGUCGAAGGAUAUGGUUCCUUGUAGGGAUGAACGUUGACUUGAAUUUUACAUUCAUGUCACUCGACAACUUGACACGUGAUAUAUGGAAAUACGGUAACGAAAGUUCGGAUGAUGGACUGGGCCCUAAGAGGGGUCCACUUAGCACCGUCAUACCGAUGACUGUUGUUUAUGCUGUAAUUCUUGUUACCGGAACGACUGGAAAUGUGUGUACCUGUAUAGUGAUAGCUCGAAACAAAUAUAUGCAUACGGCAACUAAUUAUUAUCUGUUCAGUUUGGCCAUAUCGGAUUUACUCCUUUUAGUCUUGGGAUUGCCUCAAGAAUUAUAUGAAUUAUGGGUAAGAUAUCCUUAUAUUUUUGGUGAGAGCGUUUGUGUCAUACGUGGUUUGACUUCGGAAACUUCAACAAAUGCAUCAAUUUUGACUAUAACGGCCUUUACUGUCGAAAGAUACGUUGCUAUCUGUCACCCUUUGAGAGCCCAUACCAUGUCCCAUCUACCUAGGGCUAUUCGAACGAUACUAGCUAUCUGGAUGAUAGCGGCUGUAUUCGCUAUGCCCCUAGCUUUACAGUUUGGUAUUGUUUACGGAGAAACAGAAGAGGGUAAAAUAAUUUGGGAGUCAGCCGUCUGUAAUGUCAAAAGACCUUUACCACACGCCUUCGAAAUAUCAACUUUUCUAUUCUUUGUCCUUCCCAUCAGCGUUAUUUCCAUACUGUAUGUAUUUAUAGGACUAAGACUUAGAAUGUCGGGUCCUGGAAGAAGGAAAUGUUCACCAGAAACAACAAAUGGACCAGGACCAGGAAGACAAAAUCUUUCAUCGAGAAGAGCUGUCGUAAAAAUGUUAGGUAAGUCAAUCAUUUUCUAUUUACAAUUCGAUUUUAAAGUGCGUAUAUUAUUUAAUCUCUUAGUCAAAGUAAAUCUUUCUUCAAAUCGUUUAUGA
Molecule: messenger RNA, 960 nt
Organism: Centruroides sculpturatus (bark scorpion)
Lineage: Eukaryota; Metazoa; Arthropoda; Arachnida; Scorpiones; Buthidae
Product: pyrokinin-1 receptor-like
Exons: 1
Coding region: 52-960 (302 amino acids)
Biological process (GO): neuropeptide signaling pathway
Cellular component (GO): plasma membrane
Molecular function (GO): neuromedin U receptor activity
Source: RefSeq, a predicted model, not a curated record